Ctenopharyngodon idella (grass carp) is the source of this 3121-nucleotide messenger RNA. RefSeq names its product myeloid associated differentiation marker b (gene myadmb). The transcript has 2 exons. NCBI's taxonomy places the organism in Eukaryota, Metazoa, Chordata, Actinopteri, Cypriniformes, Xenocyprididae. Gene Ontology annotation, cellular component: membrane. The record is from RefSeq and is a predicted model, not a curated record. Bases 263 to 1144 code for a protein of 293 amino acids.
GAACAUAUUACCUAAUUUGGCGUGUAAUGGGCGGAUUGGCGGUGGGUGGAGGGGAUCCCUCAUAAACUGGAGUUAAAAGUGUCCUCACUGAUUGAAAAGUCAGAUCCAAGACCGCGCCUACUUGUUUCAGACUGAGCACUUCGAGAGAACGAUAACUGGACAAGCCGACAACCAAGAAGAGACGGAAUAAAAGUGGACAUCCAUUCCUGUUAUUCACAGUUGACAUUAAUUGGCCUGUAAAUCUUCUUUUUGUCAGCCCAUCAUGCCGGUGGUGUUGCGUUCCUCGCCUCUCCUGUGGGCCCGUGUGGCUGCCAUGGUUUUCGCCUGUGUAGCAUUCAGUGUAGCUCUAUACGGAGGGAAUCUAACCCACGGCACGGGUGAUUGGUGCGUGUUCUGCUGGAGUUUCAGUUUUGUUGGAACUCUUCUGAUAAUCUUAGUGGAGAUGUUUGGCCUGCAGACCCGCGCCCCUGUUUCAUGGAAGAACUUUCCCAUCACAUUCGCCUGCUACGCCUCCCUUCUCUGCCUCUCCGCUUCCAUCAUAUUUCCACUUUACUUCCUGAAGGGCUAUGCCGGUCGCACCGAGAUGAUCAACUGCCGCAUCGUGUCUACUGUAUUCUCUUGCCUUGCCACUAUCGCGUACUUAAGCGAGGUGAGUCUCAGCAAGGCUCGUCCGGGAGAGGUGGCCGGCUACAUGGCCACAGCACCAGGGCUGCUAAAGGUGUGCGAGACCUUCGUUGCCUGCAUCAUAUUCGUCUUCAUCAGCGAGCCGGUAUCGUAUGACCAGAAUGCGGCGACCAAGUGGUGCCUGUCUGUGUACUGCAUCUGCUUCAUCUUGUCGGCAGCCAUCAUCGUGAUGUGUGUGGGAGAGUGCACAGGUUGCCUGCCCUUCUCCUUCGCCCGCUUCCUGUCUUCAUAUGCCCUCCUGGCUGUGGGCAUGUAUCUGUCCGCCACCAUCAUCUGGCCCAUUUAUAAGUUUGACAAUAAGCACGGAGGCCAGAGCCACAGACCCAACUACUGUGGCUCCAGCAUCGGCCUGUGCCCGUGGGACAAGCUGCUGGCCAUCUCGGUGCUCAGCGCUCUCAACUUCAUUCUCUAUCUGGCUGAUCUCAUCUACUCAGCCAGGCUGGUUUUUGUUAAUGCUUAAGGGGUUUAGCGAGAAUUAAUAGAAGACCUUAAAGAGUUAAAAGGCUGAAAGAGGGAAGUGGGUUGGAGAGUAACGAUGCUGAAAUGAAAGGUCAUAAACUAUAUUCACUGUUAGCUAUUUUUUUUUUUGUCAAGCCUGUUUAGCAAUCAUGUGUACUGAAGGCAAAAAGUUGGACAUUUUAAAACUUUUUUUUUUUUUUGUUAAAAAAGUGUAAAAUGUAACAACUGGACAAAUGAAUAUAUAUAUAUAUAUACACACACACACACACACACAUAUAUAUAUAUAUAUAUAUAUAAAUGCACAUUUUAUAUAAAAAAUAAUUUGCAUAAUAGAUGCUUGACAAAAAUGUUAUACAAAUAUAUUAUAUAUAUAUAUAUAUAUAUAUAAUGCUGCAUGUAAGUGAUCAAAAAUACAAUAAAAAAAAAAGUAAAAUUGUGAAAUAUUAUUACACUUUAAAAUACAUUUUGUGCAUUAGAUGUAAAAAAAAAUGUAAAAAAAAUUUACAUUUUUUUUUUUUAAAAAUAAAAAAAGUUUGCGUAAUGGAUGCUUGACAAAAAUAUUAUAUAUAUAUAUAUAUAUAUAUAUUUAGCGCUGUUCAAUGAUGAUCAUGAUUAUCGUGUCCAAAAUAAGAGUCUGUGUUUACAUAAUAUGUGUAAAAAUAUAAAUAUAUAUAUAUAUAUAUAUAUAUAUAUAUAUUUAUACAUACAUGCAUAUAUUUCUUAACUAUAUACAUGUAUGUAUGAAUGUGUAUUUAUAUAUAUAUAUACAUAAUAAUUAUACACAGAACAAACACACAUAUAUCACGUAAACACAGACUCUUAUUUUGUACAUGAUAAUCAUGAUUAUCGUUGAACAGCCCUAAUAUAUAUAUAUAUAUAUAUAUAUAUAUAUAUAUAUAAUGGAAAAUGUAUUUUAAAAUGUAAUGAUAUUUUAAAUGUAAAAAUAUUUUUGUAACUAUUUUUGAUCAAUUAAAUGCAGCAUUAUAUAUAUAUAUAUAUAUGGCUGCAUGUAAUUGAUCAAAAAUACAGUAAAAACUAAUAUUGUGAGAUAUUACACUUUAAAAAACAUUUUCUAUAUAUAUAUAUAUAUGCUUGACAAAAAAAAUCAUUUUUUUUUUUGUUAUUUACAUACAAGUAAAUACUAGGUUCACUUGUUACAUUUUACUUUUUUUUUUUUUUUUUUUAAUAUUAUUUUAAUUUCUUUGUGCUUUAAGUUGCUUUGCAUGAAGGAUUUCUUCUUUUAUUAACUACUAUAGCUUUAUGAGUUUGAAUGAGAGAAUGCCAAAUUGCCAAUCACCACAAUAUAACACCCUUGAGCUCAUUCAGGUUAAUCAGCAUCCAUUAAAAACUGUGUUUGCACUUAAUGUCUGUUAUGUAAUACUUGAUAUGUUUCAGUACAUUACACUGCUCUUUGUUGUAUAUGUGUCAAGUACAUAUAAUGGGAUGAACCGUUAAAAUUCAUUCCUAAAAUGUAACUUCUGUCACAUAAGACACAUUGACGAUGAAGGGAAAUAUAAAUGUAUAUUUGGACAUAUCAUUAAAGUUUGAAGACAUCUUGAAUAUAUUGUUAUUCUUAUAUACAUGUUGUACUGGAUUCAUAGUUAUGGCAUACUAUUGCUAUAUGGUUUUGCGAAGUAUGCAAAUAUGUUACAAAUGUUUUUCUUGUCAAAUCUCUAUAGAAACCAUUGCUGUUCUUUUGUACACCAGCGGACAGUAUCAGUUACACAAACACCUCACGAUAAAGAAAGAAAAUGAAAUGUUGUUUGCUGUGCUGUAAGUCUCUGGGAUCUGCAUGUGCCUGUCACAGACUGUUACACAGUCCUCAAUGCUUGAAUGAGAAUGUUUUCAUUGUGUUAUCAAAGAGCGAGAGAGCACGUGUGGCACUGUCUCUCUCUCUGUGCUGAGAGGAGAAUAGCACACCGCAGCGUUGUCUGAAUGUGUAAUCAAGCUCUGAAUAAAAACCAUGAUGAAGAAACAA